AAAGGUGAAGGUCGUUCACGGCGGCGACCUGUAAGAACGAAAUUAUCGUGUUAAUAACUAUUGGGAAACUGAAACGAAAAUAUGGCGGACCAAAAUGAUUGGAAAAGUGAAGCUUUUCGAAGAAAAGUAAUAACCCAGAUAGAAGAUGCUCUACGGAAUUCAAACACACAAAUGAACAAAUCAAGUGGGGAAAUGGAGAACCAUGUGUUCCAGAAAGCCAAGUCAAGGGAUGAAUAUCUUGCUUUAGUUGCCAGACUUAUUCUUCAUGUGAAAGACUACAACAGCCAAAGACGAGACAAGCAACUACCCCAGGGUAUUUUGGGAGGACCAAUGCAGCAACAACAGAUGGGCACGGCUCCUGGAAUGCAAGGACCAAUGGGGGCCAUUCAGGACCCUAUUAAUGCCCUACAGUCAAUGGCAAUGAGUGGACCUGGAAUGGGACAGCAACCCCAAGGUAUGAUGCAAGGGGGUCCCCAGAUGACAAACCUACAACAACAACAACGACAACAACAAAUGUUACAGCUACAGCAACAAAGACUUCAACAACAACAACAGCAGCAACAACAACAACAACAAAGGCCACAUUUACAAGUAAAUAGGCAGGAUGCUUUUAUCGUAACUUCAUCUCAAACAGUCGGUCAAAUGACCCAGCCCCAACAAGCACAAAAUCAGCAAGUCUCUCAAGCGAAUUAUGGCACAGGUGGGUUUGGUACAUUGGUUAGACCGUUUGGUAUAAGCCAGGCAAGUCCACAGAUGUCCACCAAUCAAAUGAACCAGGGAGCCAUACCCUCUCCCGCACAACAAAGUUCCCAACAGCAACAUCAGCAGGUUGGAUCUCCAAUGACAAUGAUGACAUCACCAGCACCUGCCAUAGUUCCGUCUCCACGUGGUGGCACAAUGUCAAUGGGUGCCCCAUCACCAAGCACAGCACUUAAUACACCAGGAAACCCUGGGUCAGUCGGCCCAGAACCGAGUCCUGCUAGUCAGGCCGCAGAGGAGCAGGCAUACCUGGAGAAGUUGAAAUCCCUAUAUAAAUACAUAGAGCCUCUGAGGAGAAUGAUCAAGAAAACAGAAGAUGGAAAGUCAGAAUCAUCCGACCAGAGGAAGAAUGACAUCAACAAACUGAAAAACCUUCAUGACAUUCUAACAAACCCAAGCAAAAGAGUUCCUAUGGCUACAUUAGCUAAGUGUGAAACAGUCUUGGAUAAAUUAAUGGGACCAAAAAUUAGUGGACAGUCCUCGUCGGCCCCGCCUCCACCCCAAGCUCCACAUGUACAUAUGUGUCAACCUCUGCUAGACUCAGUAGCUGCACAUAUCACAUCACCAUCUUUUAACCAUGUUCUACACAAAACCUUUGGACCAGCAAUGUCUGCCAUAUUUGGGAACCCAAUAAGACCGCCAAGUCCGCCACCGAAGAGACGGAAGGUUGAGGAGAAGAGUAAGUUACCGGAUAUUCUACAAGGCGAGAUUGCAAGGUUAGACCGACGGUUUAAAGUCAAGCUGGAUCCCAUACAACAUGCUGGUUCCAAAGACAUUCAUCUGGUCUGCAGGCUUGAUGAUGAGAACCUCCCUAUCGUACCACCUAUACUAGUCACUGUACCGUUUGAUUAUCCUGAAAAUAGUCCCGAAUGUUCUACCAGUAGAAAAGAUUACGAGUCAACACCAUUCCUUCGUGCCAUACAGAAGUCGAUGGUUACACAUCUUCUAGAUCUGCCGAGUAAAUUCACAUUUACAUCACUACUUGAUAUGUGGGAAAUGAGUGUGAGAAAGGCGUGUGCACCAACCUGAAACUAAAUAAAUUGUUUAUCUCCCUUUAUAACAUAGAUCUGGAAUAAAACAA
Molecule: messenger RNA, 1840 nt
Organism: Ruditapes philippinarum (Manila clam)
Lineage: Eukaryota; Metazoa; Mollusca; Bivalvia; Venerida; Veneridae
Product: mediator of RNA polymerase II transcription subunit 15-like
Exons: 17
Coding region: 82-1788 (568 amino acids)
Biological process (GO): regulation of DNA-templated transcription
Molecular function (GO): transcription coregulator activity
Source: RefSeq, a predicted model, not a curated record